Nicotiana tabacum (common tobacco) is the source of this 3939-nucleotide messenger RNA. NCBI's taxonomy places the organism in Eukaryota, Viridiplantae, Streptophyta, Magnoliopsida, Solanales, Solanaceae. The record is from RefSeq and is a predicted model, not a curated record.
CCUAACCCUAGAGACAAACUCAGAGGCGGAUACUAUUCAACUUCCUCUCUACUGAGCUCGAUCUCAACUCGCCUGAGUUCGAGCUCACUCACUCAGAACGGUUCUAUCUCCACGUCACCUCUAUUUCCAACGGAUUUGUCAGAGAGGAGUACGAUUAUUCUCUCAAAACCGUGGAUUCUUAUACAAAAGGACGAUUUACAAGACGAAUGGGGGUCGUGGAUAGAUGUAAAUCGAUCAACGCCUUCCAUUUGUCCCAAAAAUUAUUCAAAUAUGUGAGGAUUUUCGGAGUUUUUGGCAGAAUUUUUUUUUCAGAUUUUUGGAAGGCUAUAUAAGGUGAGUCUCUUUGUAGAAAAAAAGGAGAGAAAAUCAGAGGAGAAAAAAAAUCUGAAAAAAGAUCUUAAAAGCUUAGUCGAAAUUUCCAGUUUUUUUAGUAGACAUUUUUCUUCAACUCCUUCUUCUUCAGUUUUUUUUUUAGAAAAAACAUAAAAAAAUGUGUUCUGAGUUCAUCAUUUUUGAAGAGAAAAAACAAAAAAAAUGACCGAAAACAGAGAUUCUUUUAGCUUUGGUUUCUUUCUCUUGAUUCUUUGGUUCUAAAAAAGAAGUUUUUUUUGGAUUAAAUUUCAAUUUAAAGUCUAUAGCUAGGAUUCUGAACUGUGGCGUUGUGGAUUUCUAUCCGAAUUUUUGGUUGCGAUUUGGAUGUGGUUGGCUGAUUUGCUGAGUUAUCUUCGCUGUCGCUGAAUUUCUUCUCCUGUUCCAGCAUUUCGUCUUGUUAUUUUUCAGUUGUCUUACUCUCAUAGGAUGAGCACAAACGAAAAUGAACCCUUCGCAGCUCUUGAGGAAAUCCCCUUACAAAUUCAUAUGUGGUGGAAUGAUUUGGGAAAAGGCAGUAGAGGAACUGUGAUUAAAGUAUUGGGUGGUCUUGUCGGACUGUUAAACAUCAAGCCAAGAUUGGACAUAAUUGAAGCCUUGAUACCUUUUUGGGAUCCGACUCGAAAUGUGUUCCGCUUUUCUGAUUUUGAGCUCACACCCAUACUAGAAGAAAUUUCGGGUUACGCCGGCCUUAAUGGAAAUCUUAGAAGUCGGUAUCCGGUGUUACCAAGGCCGGUAUCUCCCCACAAGUUUCUGGAUAUGUUAAGUAUUAGCCGGGAUAUUCAGGAUAAGAAUUUAUCUGAAGGGUCAUGUACUUUCCAGUUCUUGUACCAACGUUAUGGUAACCCCCAAGGCUUUGAAGAACCAAAUACUGGUUUGACUCAUGCUGGAAAUAAGUAUAAAUGGGAGGCAAGGCGAGGCUUGGUCUUUAUAGUAGCAUUCUUGGGAGUUAUAGUCUGUCCGCGAAAAGACCGCAACAUAGAACUGGGCCUAGUGGGAAUGGUUGACGUUGCAAUCAAGAAAGCUAAUGGCACUCUGGUUCCCUUGAUUUUGUCUGAAAUUUACCGAGCUUUGACCAUCUGUCGAGAAGGCGGAAAGUUCUUCCAAGGUUGCAACUUAUUACUACAGUUGUGGAUAUAGGAACAUCUCUGCCACCGUGCCGGGUAUAUGAAUUAUGGCAUGACCGGUUUGAAUUGCAUCGAAGAAUUUGAAAGCCGUGUGGUGGGUGUUGAAUUUCCCGAGGGUACCGAGUCUUGGUUGGCAUGUUUGAGCUCUUUGACUUCUGAUAAAAUUGAAUGGGCGUUCGGAUGGCUCCAUGUCACCAAGGGUGUGUACAUGUCAGUCGAAGUAUGUUAUUUUCUCCUGAUGGGUAUCCAAAGCAUCCAGCCAUAUGCUUCUCACUGGGUUUUGUGCCAAUUGGGCAGGUUUCAAAUUAUUCCUCAUGACAAGGAUUUGAGUCAACAAGUUAUUGAAUUGGGCCCCAAGGCUGUGUUCCCAGAAGGAAGAGUCUAUCAAAUGUGGAAUGAGUGCAGAUUUCUUGAACCUAAGACUAUGGUGUGGGAUCUAGCUAGAGGUGAGGCAGACCCCAAGUACAUUAUCUAGUUUGGUAAAAGGUUUCAGAUUUCUGAGAGACCCGCUAAGAGAGCUCAUGUUCAACAAUUCACUAACGACUCGUAAGAGCAGUGGGGCUGGUUGGCAAAGGAAGAAGGAUAUAGGGCUAAAAUAAGUAAAUUAGAGGGACAAAUCAGGGACCUCAAGUUUGACAACAGUAUCCAGGCCGCCGUAGAUGAAGGGGAAAAGAAAAAUCUAACUCAGGAAAAUGAAGCCCUCAAAGCCCAAAUCCAGAAAAUGAGGAUAGCUGCUAAAAACCAGGAAAGAAGUCGAGCGGAUGAAAGGGUUAUAAACAGUCUGAGAAAGAAAGCACUUGAGUGUCAAGAUGACCUAGACAAGUCUGAAUCCAGUUUAGCAAAAGUCCGGGCCCAAUUGGCAAAGAAUGCAGAAGGGAGGGCAUAGUUUGUGCGACAAAUAAAAAGAAAAUAUGAGGGGACAAUCACCAACCUGAUGGGAAAGAUAACUACCCUUGAAAAUGAGGCGGCCAGACAGGCCAAGAACUUUAAAGCUGAUAGGGAACAUUGUUGUGCUUUGAUGGCUCAGAAUGAGGAAGAAAUGCGACAGCUGCAAAAUCAAAACCAUCACGACACUCAGGUGCUAGAAGCCAGGAAUUAGCAAGUCGGGCGUCUGCUUCAAGAAAAGUGUAGAAUCCGGGAGAGGGUUAGAGCCAUUACCGACUACAUUUUCACAAAAUGCCAAGCAUGUGAGGACAUGACUCAAACCACUUUCUUCAUUGCAGUGAUGACAUUUGUCCGCCAGAUAAUGAGUGAUUUGGAGAGGCUUCAAGGGGAUCUCGCAUAUAGGCCCGUGGUGAGACCAAAUGAUGUCCCACGGGCCCCAAGAGUCGAAGCUUUAAUGUAUUCCUGAUUUUUCCAUUUAUCGAGUCUGUAUUUUGGUCCAUUUUGAGUCUGUUCAUAGUUUUAUAUUCCAAGAAAAUGAGUAGUUUGAAGUCUUUUGUAAUAGAAAGUUUAGGAGUUUUUAUUAAUGAAAAUCAAAAAUUCCCAAAAUUGUCUUUUUAUUUUUCGCAUUUAUUUAUCUUGAACUACGUUACGAUCUGAUUCACGCGGGUGUCGUGAUACGUAGGCAAUCCUCAUCGGAUCCGGUCAUGGUUUUGUAAAUAGCUCAAAUAAAAAGGGAAAAAUCUAGAAAAAAACCAAAAAGAAAGAAAAGAGAGCCAAAGAAAAAUCAAAAGAAAAAUGGGAGUAGAGGCAUGAAAAGCCGAAGUGGAAAGAAAAGAACUUUGGGGAAAAUAAGCAAAGCCGGGAAGAAACAUGCAAACGUUGUGAAAACUGUUUAGGUGCAUCACACCCCAACGUGCGAUUACCUGUGUGUUAUUUGCUCCAAACUAACCAGUUUAUUGUCUACUAUUCAUAGCAUAGGUUUUACAGUAAGGUGGUUGGUUUUGUGGUAGUCUGGAUUCGCAUCCAUACUUCACGAGUUCGAAAGUUAGCGUUGAAAUGUCUUCAGAAAUGACUCUUCCAACAGUUCCUAUUGUGGAUGAUAGUUCGAUCUCGGGCAUCCCAACCUCAGAAUCGGCAGCUGCCGAGGAAAAUAGGUUUAUGCGUCUCCGUAUGAUGGAAAUGUUGGACUCCUGGGCAAAUGGAAAAGAACCACCAAGUGAAAUCCCUGGAUUUCCCGAGCUUUUUCUCAGGGCAAGUGGGACCUCCAACAUCCCCAUAAAUUAUCCAAAUACCCCAUUGGGACACCCUACCAUUUCCGCCAACCUUGUGGGAACACCUUCUGAGGCUCGCCCCCAGGUUUUAGUCUCAGGCGCGACUUCAAAUAUAUUCACUGCCCCAUCUUGCUCGGCUAUAGCAAAACCUACACCACCCAGGCCCAUCUUUGACCCAUCGUCCUUCACCUUCCAAACACCAUCUUUCCCACUGGAACCUCCACUGUUCCCUACCUAUACCUAUUCCCAGCCGCCCCGGUAUGAGUUCACCGCAGGGCAAGAGAAAA